Molecule: messenger RNA, 1851 nt
Organism: Planococcus citri (citrus mealybug)
Lineage: Eukaryota; Metazoa; Arthropoda; Insecta; Hemiptera; Pseudococcidae
Exons: 6
Coding region: 280-1041 (253 amino acids)
Source: RefSeq, a predicted model, not a curated record
CGCUUGUCGCUUGUUUAUUUUUUUUGUGGGCGUUGACGAAGUAAGAAACCUGUUGGAAAUGUUUUAAAAAUUCAAAUUCAAAUUCAAUUUUUCUUUUUAUUUUAUUCAUUUAUAUCGGGUAUUUAAAUUUAAAACCAUCGUAAAAUGAAGAUCCAGAAAUGCGUUGAACGUUGUUGAUUCUGUGCAACAUUUAAAUUCGCUUGCUAUCAUACAACAUCGCUCACCUAUUACUCAAAAUUGCUAUUGAUAAUCGUAUUCUGUGUUGUAGUAUUCGUGAAAAUGAAUUACGGUAGAAGAACACCGAGCGUCGGAACUCCGUCGAUUUAUUCUCAUGUAACCUCCAGAUCGACAGCAAAUCUAAAAUCUUCGAGGUCUUUAAAAUCAUUGAAAAUUCCUUGGUAUCGACGGCCGAUACUUCAGGAUGCGUAUUUCUUGGAUAUUCAAAGGGGGUCGCUAUUAGUAGCUUGUUACUCAUUGUUUCUGAGUAUUUUCACCAUAGCGCAUUCAAUUUUUGAUGUAUAUUGCUUAGCUAUGGCUGCGCCCGGAUCCAGUCAUUAUGGUUAUUACAUAAUUAGCUAUCAAUUUGUUUAUGUGGGAAGCGCUUGGGUGAGAAAUUUGUUAAUAUUGUUUGGACUAUUUUCGUUUGUUGCCGGCGUUGUGAUUUUUGUCACUAGCAUUAUUUUAAUUAAUGCUCUGCGAAAGGAAUAUGAAAGAAGAAUCCCACCUUGGCUGUACUCGUUUGCAGCGUUUACAAUUUUCAGAUUUGUAGCUUGGGUUUUCGUAUCCAUUGUCAACGAUCAGAUAUUUUUCUACAAUAUAACCAUGUUGCUGCUGUGGGGUUGCUUUACUGCGUUAAACGUUUACGGUUGGCUGUUAGUGUACUCGUUGUAUUUAGAAUUAUCGGAUCUGUCGAAAUUGGAAGAUUUAGCGCAUCUGAGGAUGGGCACUAUGGCUUCUUUGAAUGCUUCUACCACUCAUUCAUUGGCCGGAUCUCGACCAACAACACCUCACAGCACCGUUUCAACUGCACCAGCCGUUUAAUCGCACUGUCCCCUGUGACGAUUUUCGACACACUAGUAGUUUAGUACUCACUCGAUUUUCAUCGUCAUUUUUUAUUUAUUCGAUCUGCAUGUUUUUACACUCGAAUGAGAGUUUCAUUCUUAUUUCAUUCCGUCCGUAUUGUGAGAGACCAUUUUAUUUUAUUAUUUUUAUUUUAUACUUAUUUUUUCAAGAUGCGUAGAUUUUAGCCGGUAAUAUUUACCGACGUGUUGUCAAUUUUAGUAUGUAGAUUGGUUAGAUGUUGCUUUGUGUUCAGUAUUUAUAAAUUUUUAUCACCAACAUUGAGGUGUUUCGUCACUUUUUAGUGCAGGAUUGCAUGUUCUUCGCAAGAAUGUCAUCCAUGCUAACUUGAUCGACUUUGAAUGCGUUCGGAGAAUUAUCGAUAUCGUAAUUUGUUUAAUAUCUCUAUGUAUUAUUUUCGAUAACUCUUCCUUUCCACGAAAAGUCUUAUAAGAACGGACGUUCGAUGGCUAAUGUAAUCAACUCGUGGCCAUUGAAUGUUUUUGUGUUCUUUACUUGUGACAUGUCCUUUCUAAUCAAUUGAUUGAUCGAUCUGCGCAUUUUUUAUUUGUCCAUUUUGUAUUGUUUAUUGUAUAUUUGGUAUUUUUGUAACUUUUAUACUUUUUUCUAACAGAUAAGUCUUUUGUUGUAAGUAUUUUCUUAGUACGUUUUUGUACUCGUAUGUAUUUAUUACUUAUCUACGUGUCACCAUCUGUUAGAUGUUCUACGUAUCAACUUUGGUGGAAAUAAAUCCAUCUCAAAGUAAAUAAAUUGGAAAAUUCCCGCCUCCGA